AUGAAGAUCAAGUACGACGUCAUCGAACUGACCGAGACGAAACGACGCCAUCCACUGGACGCCGUGUAUGACACUGGAGAAGAACUGUUCCUAGGAACAUGCGACAGUAGAGGAGUUGGUGUAGUUGAUGUUCUUGUCAACACGAAUAUGGCAGUGAACAUCAACUCUUUGAAACAUCUUAUAACCCGAAUUGGACGUUUACGGAUGAGAAGAUGUAGAUCAACACCAGUUUUGACAAUCUUCGUCGUUACGCUCCAACAUCAAGCCACGAAGAAAAAGUCGAAGUUUUCUGUAUGGAUUUGGAGAAGUUUUACAGAGAAGAUCAUACCUUCUACAAUUUCAUAA
Messenger RNA from Necator americanus (New World hookworm), 345 nucleotides. RefSeq lists its product as uncharacterized. The transcript has a single exon. The record is from RefSeq and is a predicted model, not a curated record. The coding region runs from base 1 to 345 and encodes 114 amino acids. Lineage: Eukaryota; Metazoa; Nematoda; Chromadorea; Rhabditida; Ancylostomatidae.